This is a messenger RNA of Cadophora gregata, 777 nucleotides long. RefSeq lists its product as uncharacterized. Gene Ontology annotation, molecular function: DNA-binding transcription activator activity, RNA polymerase II-specific. The transcript is spliced from 2 exons. Gene Ontology annotation, biological process: regulation of transcription by RNA polymerase II. Bases 1 to 777 code for a protein of 258 amino acids. Lineage: Eukaryota; Fungi; Ascomycota; Leotiomycetes; Helotiales; Ploettnerulaceae. The record is from RefSeq and is a predicted model, not a curated record.
AUGGAGCUCUGGCUGCACUACAUCAAGUACACUUCAGAAGCAACUUCGGUCGUGUGUGGCGGAAAACCAGAAUUGGGUCUGUCUUGUGACUAUUUACUCCAUGGUAUGCUGGCCACGGCAGCUUCUCAUCUUGCGUACUUGAAACCAGAUCACCGAGCAAAGUACAAUUUACUUUCACGACAACAUCAAGACCUCGCACUCGGCCCCUUCCAGCAAGCCAUGGAAUCUAUUACAGAAGAAAAUGCGAGCUUCGUGUUUUCCUACGGCAUCCUUCUUGUUGUCGGAAGUCUUUCCUCGUCUGAAAUCAUCCCAACACAAAGAGGCAAUGAGCCGUCGAGUCGCAUAGCAGAUUGGGUGAUCUGUAUUCGAGGGUGCCGUUCAGUAUGCCUCGUCGCUAAGUCGGAUAUCGGUGGCUUCCCUAUCAAUGAAUUGCAGAAACUACGAGAGACGUUCGCAUUCACCGUUCAAGGCUUCAACGCCACCUUGACGGUUGCCAUGAAAAUCCCCUCACCCAACUCGGUACCACAGAGGAUGUCCAAUCGAUUGUUGCUCACUUUGUGGCCAUUAACUGUGACCGACGCCUUUGUUCGACUUCUUUCGGAGAUGCGACCUCCAGCGCUAAUAAUCAUGGCGCACUACUGUCUAAUAUUGAGAAGAGGCAAGGACUGUUGGUACAUGGCUGAGAGCGGACUUAAAAUAUUCCAGGCAAUUCAACACUAUUUGGGAGAGGAAUGGUCGGCUUACGUUGAAUAUCCCCGACGGGUAUUUGGCUUGUAG